Molecule: messenger RNA, 7854 nt
Organism: Aspergillus welwitschiae
Lineage: Eukaryota; Fungi; Ascomycota; Eurotiomycetes; Eurotiales; Aspergillaceae
Product: putative polyketide synthase
Exons: 2
Coding region: 1-7854 (2617 amino acids)
Molecular function (GO): phosphopantetheine binding; acyltransferase activity
Source: RefSeq, a predicted model, not a curated record
AUGGUCACAACGACAAGGGCUACUAACCCGACAAAUACCCUUCUUCUAUUCGGCCCGCAAGCCCUUUCCUUCUCCGCCGCGACGUUUGCCGACAUACAUGCACGAGUAGUGCAAACCUCGGAGAAUGCUUGGAUUAAGCAGACCAUCACCAGUCUACCAGGGCUGUGGGAUGCCCUUGUGAAGGAAUUUCCACAGUAUGGAGCGCUGGAAGGCAAGCAGUUGCUGCGGAAUCUCGAUAGGUGGUUCGAGACGGGGACGAUGGAGCAUGCCGAACCCCAUCUUCCUAACAUCCUUCUCAGCCCUAUGGUGGUCAUAACUCAGUUGACGGAAUAUGUGGACUACUUGAAGACGAUGCCGCAUGCAGCAGAUCAGCAAACAGAAACCGUUGGAUUUUGUACCGGCCUUUUGACUGCUCUUGCCGCAUCACUUGCCUCUGACAUCAAGGGUAUCCGCCAGUACGGCGCCAUUGCGAUCAAGCUGGCGAUGAUUAUUGGAGCGGUGGUUGAUGUGCAGGAUAUCACAAGCCCAAAUGGCCCUUCGAAAUCAUUAGCCGUGGCUUGGGAUUCGGCUGAAACUCAGGACCGACUGAACCAGAUUAUUGACCAGUCUCCAGAGGCGUAUAUAUCGGUAGAAUACGACUAUAACCGAGCGACAAUAACAACAGCAGCCAGAAGCAUCUCUUCCUUGCAACAGCGGUUACGCAAUGCCGGCCUCAUUGCUAGCGAGAUUGGAUUGCGCGGUCGCUUCCACUGUGCAUGCUAUGAGAAAGAUAUUGAGGCCUUGAGCAAAUUCUGCGAUUCUGUACCCAGCCUGUGUCUGCCAGAUGCCGCUGUGCUGGCUCUGCCGACACGUUCCAAUGAUGCCGGGUCUUUCAUUCUCAGCGGGAAGCUCCAUCAUUGCGCACUUCGAUCCAUUCUCCUGGAUACAUCCCAUUGGUAUCAGACUCUAGAUGUAGUCCGACAAUCAUGCUUAAAAUCGCCUUCCUCGAUGGUGGUUUCUUUUGGACCCGAGCGAUGCAUUCCACCGUCUAUACUGAAAGGCCUUAGCUCGAUAGUUACCACAGCGGCUGAAUAUCAACCAUCAUACUUGCACAGAGAUCCAGAGCUUUGCAAUCCGAAUGAGAUUGCUGUGAUUGGCAUGUCCUGCAAAGUGGCUGGUGCCGACGAUGUGGGUGAGUUCUGGGACCUUCUAUGCAAGGCCGAGUCUCAGCAUCAAGAGGUGCCCAAGGAGCGAUUUGGAUUCGAAAGCGCCUUUCGCGAGGUCGACCCCACGCGGAAGUGGUAUGGUAACUUCAUCAACGAACAUGACUGCUUCGACCACAAAUUCUUUAAGAAGAGCGCCCGCGAGAUUGCCGCAACCGAUCCGCAGCAGAGGCAGAUGCUGCAAGUUGCUUAUCAGGCAGUGGAGCAGUCGGGGUACUUUACGACGCCCAAGUCAGACAAGGACCGAAAGAUCGGGUGUUACAUUGGGGUGUGUGCAGCGGAUUAUGAGUACAAUGUGGCAUGCCAUCCUCCGAAUGCUUUCAUGGCCACGGGCAACCUGAAGAGUUUUGUGGCAGGCAAGAUCAGCCACUGGUUUGGCUGGACUGGACCAGGACUCUGCAUCGACACGGCAUGCUCAUCUUCCUUGGUGGCUGUUCAUCAGGCGUGUCAAGCUAUCUUGACCGGCGACUGCACCGCAGCAUUAGCUGGCGGUGCCAACAUCAUCACCCACCCGUUGUGGUACCAGAACCUGGCUGCUGCCUCCUUCCUCAGCCCGACAGGUCAAUGUAAACCGUUCGAUGCCAGCGCGGAUGGUUAUUGCAGAGGCGAGGGCUUCGCCGCCGUAUUUCUCAAGAAGAUGUCGGCCGCCAUCGCCGAUGGAGACAUGAUCAUCGGCAGUAUUAAAGCCACUGCAGUCAACCAGAAUCAGAACUGCACCCCAGUCUUCGUACCCAAUGCGCCUACACUAUCGGAUCUCUUCCGUGACGUGUUGGACCGAUCCCAGCUGACAGCUAACCAGAUCACGGUAGUGGAGGCCCAUGGCACGGGAACCCAGGUCGGCGAUCCAGCCGAGUAUGAAAGCAUUCGGAAUGUGUUGGGCGGUCCGUCACGGUCAACACCACUUCUUUUCGGAUCCGUAAAGGGCCUGGUCGGUCAUACGGAGUGUACAUCCGGAGCUGUCUCGCUGGUGAAAACACUCCUGAUGCAGCAGCAUGAGGCAAUCCCACCUCAGCCCAGCUUUGACAGAUUCAAUCCGGAAAUCCCUGUGUCCGAGUCGGACAAUAUGCAGAUUGCCACCAGGUUUUCACCCUGGACUGCAGAAUACCGUGCUGCUCUCAUCAACAACUACGGGGCCUGUGGAUCUAAUGCGUCAAUGGUCGUAGCCCAGGCGCCAAGAACGGAGCAGAAGCGGAGUGCUACAAGACGGACCUCCCUUGUCCUCGACUACCCAUUCCGUCUCUGUGGAUCCGAUGAUCGGGCCUUGCGAGCCUACAGUGAGCGAUUACUGCGCUUCAUAGCUAGCGGCAUAAAGGACGGAAUGUCCAUGGCAGAUCUCGCUUUCAACGUUUGUCGGCAGUCCAACCCUACUCUGGAUCGAUCAUUGGCGUUUGCCUGUCGUACAACACAGGAGGUGGAGGAAAAGCUGAGGGCUUUCGUCGCCGGGAACCAAGGACUCAUUUCAACCAGUCGGUCGAAGACACCUCGCGAGGUCAUCUUGUGUUUCGGAGGCCAGAUCUCUAAUUAUGUCGGCCUGGAUCGAGAAGUCUACGAUAAUGUUGCUCUACUCCGGAAGCACCUCGCCAGCUGUGACGCUGCAUGUCGCGAUCUCGGGGUUGACAGUAUCUUUCCCGGCAUCUUCCAAAAAUCACCAAUUUCCGACCCGGUGAAGCUUCAAACGAUUCUCUUCUCCACCCAAUACUCCUCGGCGAAAGCGUGGAUGGAUUCAGGGGUCCGCCCUGUUGCUGCGGUGGGCCAUAGCUUCGGUGAGCUAACCGCACUUUGCGUCACGGGUAUACUGAGCCUUGCCGACGCGAUGAAGAUGAUUGUUGGCCGUGCCACCGUUAUUCGUGAUUUCUGGGGAGAAGACAAGGGAUCCAUGAUUGCAGUUGAGGCAGACGAAAAUAGAGUCCAGCGGCUGCUUGCUGAAGCAGCCAAACAGUGCGAGCUGAUUCACGUAAGAGCACCUACCAUUGCAUGCGUUAACGGACCGACCAGUUACACAUUAGCGGGACCGGUUAAAAGCAUUGACAUCGUCACGGAAGUGAUCAGUAAAUUAUCUGACUCUGGACCCUCAAUCCGCUCGAAGCGAUUAAAGGUGACCAACGCAUUCCAUUCCACCCUCGUCGAACCUCUGAUGGAGGAGCUCGAGAAGGUCGGACAGCAUUUGACGUUCAACACACCAACCAUACAACUUGAACGAGCUAUUGAGCACCGCUCGGAUGCUACGCUUACAAGCGACUAUGUUUCCGACCAUAUGCGCAACCCGGUAUAUUUCAACCAGGCAGUUCAGCGGCUGGCUCAGCAGUACCCGGAUAGCGUGUGGCUGGAGGCAGGGUCCAACUCCACCAUCACUUCGAUGGCUAGCCGAGCCCUAGGAUCUCCCAAGUCCCUUCACUUCCAAGCCGUGAACAUCACCUCGGACGAUUCGUGGUCCAUGCUGAUUACGAGUACACUGAGUCUUUGGAAACAAGGCAUAUCCACUAACUUCUGGGCCUACCAUGCGGAGCAGACAUACGAGUACAAUCCUGUUUUGCUCCCUCCGUACCAGUUCGAGCCAUCCAGACAUUGGAUGGAGCUCAAGGUCCCAAGCUUCAUGAGCACUGGGAAGGUCCAAUGUGGCCCACGGGAUGAAGAAGAGCCUCCUAAAACGCUAUGGAGCUUAAUCGAGGCAAGCGAUAAAGUGGCCCGUUUCCAGAUCAAUACGGCGGCUCCGAAGUAUGUGGAGCUGGUCUCCGGUCAUGUCAUCGCCAACACGGCGCCUAUCUGUCCUGCAACUGUGGAAGUUGAUAUUGUGGUGGAAGCAUUGCGUAGUCUGCGUCCGGAUUUCAUGGACUCUAAUCUACAGCCACAGGUGCUGGCGGUCACGAAUCAAUCGCCCAUCUGUAUCGAUCCGAAUCGCUCCGUGUGGUUGGAAUGCCAAGCGAUGGACUCCAACUCAGUAUGGGAGUGGAGGAUUGUUAGUGACAGCUUGCAAGAGCCCGGAACAUCCUCCUCAGCUCACGUGGUCGGAAAGUUGGCUUUUCUUUCAGGGCAAGAUGAAGUGAAACAACAAGAAAGUGAGUUCAUGCGGUUGGAGCGAUUGAUCGGGCACCAACGGUGUGUGGACCUGCUCAACACUACCGAGGCAGACGAUAUCAUUCAAGGUCGUAACAUAUACACGACCUUCGCUGGUGUUGUUGAUUACGGAGAGCAGUAUCGCGGACUGAAGAAGAUUGUUGGCAAAGGUCUUGAGUCUGCCGGGCGCGUACAGAAGAAACCAUCGGAAGAGUCAUGGCUAGACGCACACCUCGGAGAUUGCUUCAGUCAGGUUGGCGGCAUCUGGGUUAACUGCAUGACGGACCACAAUCCAGAUGACAUGUUCAUUGCGACCGGGUUUGAGAAGUGGGUACGUUCCCCUGCGCUGCGCCAUGGCCAGCCAAGACCUGAGAUAUGGGAUGUUCUGGCUUGCCAUCACCGGUCGUCGGAACAGACCUAUUUGUCGGACAUCUUCAUAUUCGACGCUGAACAAGGUGCUCUGACGGAAGUCAUUUUGGGCAUCAACUACCACAAAGUUGCAAAGGCCUCGAUGAGUAAGAUUCUCUCGCGUCUUUCUGGAACGGAGGCAGCCCCUUCGUCAAGCACACGUGCCCACCCAACAUCAUCUUCGUCCCCCCGACUGCCCGGGCCAUCCGUGCCAGAGGCUAAGAGCCAGAAUGAGACACAACCUGCAGGCACAAAUGCUGUCGCAAAGAAGAAGUCGGAGAAGUCGGCCCAACAGAACGUGCUCGAGAAGACGCGAGCCCUCCUGGCCGAAAUAUCGGGGCUAGAGCCUGGUGAGAUCGAAGCUGAGACUGGUCUGGCUGACAUCGGGAUCGAUUCGUUGAUGGGUAUGGAGCUGGCACGAGAUCUUGAGGCGCUCUUUAAAUGCCCCUUACUCGGUGAUGAGCUGGCGAAUGUGACCACCUUUCAGGGUCUGGUUGAGUACGUGCAAUCUGCAGUCGGGGUGCCAACCAACGGCGACGAGCCCGACAAUACUAAUGCGGACGAAGUCUCCGAAGAAGACAACGUCGCCCCAAGUCCGUCGAGCAGCAGCUCUUCCACCAAUCUUACGGAAGACAGCUCGCUCGACCCAACAGAGACUACAACUAAUAUCUCUUCCUACCCUGGUCAGACAAAAACAGAAAAGCCUGCCAUGCCGCCCGCUUCAUCCAAGACUCUAGAGCUUUCCCCUUCGUGGGUCCUCGAAGCCUUCGAGGAGUCGAAGCAGCUCACCGAUCACUUCAUCGAACAGUAUCGGUGUGCUGACUACGUCGAUACCAUCUUGCCCAAGCAAACCCAGUUGUGUGUUGCCCUGACCGUGGAGGCCUUUGAGAAACUGGGGUGUCCCAUACGCACCGCCGUCGCUGGCCAGAAGCUCGAGCGAAUCCUCCACAUUCCGAAGCAUGCGCAAUUGGCACAGUAUCUAUACCGACUACUAAGCGCUGACGCACGGCUCAUAAAUCUGGCCGAAGACGGUCGCAUCACCCGCACGCACAUGGCUCUUCCUAAGCCAAGUGAUCAGAUCCUCCAGGACCUCCUCCGGCUAUAUCCCGACCACGAAUGGGCCAACCGUCUCGCCGCUUUCACGGGCGCUCGACUCGCAGAAGUGCUGAAGGGAGAGACAGAUGGCCUGGGAUUGAUUUUUGGCACCGACGAAGGUCGCGAACUCGUAGCGGGCCUAUAUGGAGACUCUCUGCUGAACAAGCUUUCAUACCGACAGAUGGAGGACAUUAUUACACGACUCGCCUCUAGGAUUCCCAGAGACAGCGGUCCACUGAAGAUUCUUGAGAUGGGAGCAGGCACCGGAGGUACCACGAAGGGAAUGGCUCCUCUAUUAGCUCGACUAGGAAUCCCCGUGGAGUAUACCUUCACCGACCUGUCCGGAUCGUUUGUUGCCGCAGCCCGGAAGAAGUACCAGAAGGAAUAUCCGUUCAUGAAAUUCCAGGUGCACGAUAUCGAAAAGCCCCCCAGCGAUCAGCUCCGACACUCGCAGCACAUUGUGAUCGCCAGUAACGCCAUCCACGCAACACACAGCUUGACUGACUCCUCCCGCCAUGUUCGCGAAUUUCUGAAGACCGACGGCUUCCUCAUGAUCGUGGAGAUGACCCAGCCGGUUCACUGGGUGGACAUUAUCUUCGGAUUGUUUGAUGGCUGGUGGCUCUUCGCCGACGGUCGGGAUCAUGCGAUUGCCUCCGCAGGCUGGUGGGAGAAGGUCUUUCAGUCAGUGGGAUAUGGCCAAGUAGACUGGACAGAUGGCCAUCGCCCAGAGGUGCAGAUUCAACGCGUGAUAAUCGCCCUUGCCUCAGGGCCUCGCUAUGGCCGGCAGCCUCUCCCGCCGGCACCUCCCCCGAAGUUCGUUCCAGGAAGCCAUGCUAGUCGACAGGCCGCGGUAAAUGAGUAUCUCGAUAAGUAUACGAAAGGGUUCACGCUGCCCGCUCAAAGCUCUAACCCAGACAUCUCCAACUCAACCAGUUAUUGGGAGAAGCAAUGUGUGCUAAUCACCGGCGCAACCGGCAGCCUGGGGGUGCAUCUCGUGGCCGCCGUAGCAGCAUUGGACGACGUCCAAACCGUGAUAUGCCUAAACCGGCGCAGCCCAAUGGACCCAGACCUUCGCCAACAACAGGCAUUCGAGCGACGCGGUAUCCUCCUCGAAGCCGCCAGCAUGUCCAAGAUCCGCGUCCUACAAACCGACAGCAGUAAGCCGCAACUAGGACUCACCGAUGAAGUCUACAGCAACCUCGUAACCUCCACAACGCACAUCAUCCACAACGCAUGGCCCAUGACCGGUAAACGACCCCUAUCGGGCCUGGAACAACAAUUCCAAGUCAUGCGAAACCUCCUCGAUCUAGCAGCACAAUGCUCCUCUACUCGACCAGCCAACGCCCCGCGGAUCGUCUUCCAAUUUAUCUCCAGCAUCGCAACAGUUGGAUAUUACCCUCUAUGGAGUGGACAGACCUUGGUGCCCGAGGCCCGCAUGGGGAUCGAGUCCGUACUGGCCAACGGCUACGGCGAAGCCAAGUACGUCUGCGAGCAGAUGCUCGACCGCACUCUGCAUCAAUAUCCCGACCGGUUCCGCGCUAUGGCUGUCCGACUGGGUCAGAUUGCGGGAUCCCGGACAAGCGGGUACUGGAACCCGAUGGAGCACCUGUCCUUCUUGUUCAAAUCGGCGCAGACAUUGCAAGUGUUCCCAGACUUCACAGGUGAUUUGUGCUGGACGCCCGUUAAUGACGUCGCUGCUACGCUGAGUGACCUUCUACUUCGAUCUACGCAUUCAAAUAGUACGACCGACCAACAAAUAUACCACAUCGAUAAUCCAGUCCGACAAUCCUGGAGCGAGAUGGUACCGGUGUUGAUCGAUGCGCUCGGCAUCCCGGCUCAAAAUGUUAUUCCAUUUGCGGACUGGGUCUGUCGGGUGAGGGCAUUCCCCGGUCAAGUGGAAUGGGAUAACCCUGCUGCAUUGUUGAUUGAUUUUUUGGAUGAUCAUUUCUUGCGCAUGUCGUGUGGAGGGCUGUUGUUGGAUACGAAGCGAGCGUGUGAGCAUUCGCCAACUUUGGCGGCUGUUGGGCCGGUCACUGCCGAGUUAGCGAGGAAGUAUAUUCAGUCAUGGAAGGAGAUGGAAUUUUUGAAUCCUUGA